AUGAAUGUGGAUCUGUUAAACCGUGACCCAGCUGAAGAGGCCAAAAAACAUAAAUUAAAAAGAUUAAUACCAAGCCCCAAUUCGUAUUUUAUGGAUGUAAAGUGUCCAGGGUGCCUUCAAAUUACUACAUUGUUUAGUCAUGCCCAAAAUGUUGUUUUAUGUGGGAGCUGUAAUAUUAUGUUAUGCCAGCCAACGGGUGGAAAAUGUAAACUAACAGAAGGUUGCUCUUUUAGGAAAAAAAUUGAGUAA
Messenger RNA from Plasmodium gonderi, 249 nucleotides. Its product is annotated as 40S ribosomal protein S27. The coding region runs from base 1 to 249 and encodes 82 amino acids. NCBI's taxonomy places the organism in Eukaryota, Apicomplexa, Aconoidasida, Haemosporida, Plasmodiidae. Gene Ontology annotation, biological process: ribosomal small subunit assembly; translation. Gene Ontology annotation, cellular component: ribosome; cytosolic small ribosomal subunit. Gene Ontology annotation, molecular function: structural constituent of ribosome; RNA binding. The record is from RefSeq and is a predicted model, not a curated record. The transcript is spliced from 2 exons.